AUGCGGAAGCAUCGUGGUGUGAUAGCAUUCUUUCAUCCAUACUGCAAUGCCGGUGGUGGCGGUGAACGCGUCUUAUGGUGCGCUAUCAAUGCUAUGCAAAAAAAGUAUACUGGAAAAUAUCGAUAUGUGGUUUAUACUGGUGAUGUAGAUGUAACACCUCAAAAAAUUUUGCAAAAAGCGAAGGAAUGCUUUGACAUCGAAGUUAUUGAUACUAAUUUGCAAUUCAUCUAUCUUCGUACACGAUGUUGGUUAGAAUCGAGCAAUUACCCACAUUUGACAUUGUUGCUUCAAAAUUUAGCUAGUUUCCUGGUUGGUUUCGAGGCGUUGUGUCGAUACAAUCCACAUAUUUUCAUCGACACAAUGGGUUAUCCCUUUGCUUUACUGUUGUUCAGAUGGCUGGCUGGAUGCGAUGUUGCUUGUUAUGUACAUUAUCCUGUCAUUUCACGUGAAAUGAUAAAAUUGGUGGAAUCAGCUGAACUGUCUUAUAACAAUGCGCAGUGGAUAGCGAAAAAUCGACUCUUUACCUAUCUUAAAUUGGUAUAUUAUCGCAUAUUUGCCAUCCUCUACUCCUUGAGUGGUUUUUGCAGUGAAGUUGUUAUGGUCAAUAGCACCUGGACUCGUGAUCAUAUUGUGGCGUUGUGGGGUGUUGACGAUCGUAUAUACCUCGUCUAUCCACCAUGUAAUGUUGACAAGUUGCUCAGGAUCAAUUCUAGAGCGGAAGAAUUACUAAGGGAAGAGAGACGAGUGCAGAUAUUGUCGAUUGGACAAAUCAGACCUGAGAAAGAUCAUCGAUUGCAGAUUUGUUUUUUAGCUGAGUUGAAGAAGCGAUUAUUGAAAGAAAAUCUAGACUACAAAAUUCGACUGGUAAUAUGCGGUGGAUGUCGUGAUAUGAACGAUGUUCAACGUGCCAAAGAUUUGCAGUUGUAUGCAGAAGAUAUGGGUCUUAACAAUGAUGAUCUAGAGUGGACACUUAAUGCAUCUGUCGAUAAAGUAGCAGCACUGCUUGAAGAAUCAUUGAUUGGUAUUCACACUAUGCAAAAUGAACAUUUUGGAAUAUCAGUUGUGGAGGGUAUUGCUGCUGGCCAAAUUAUGAUCGCUCACAAUUCAGGUGGGCCUAGGCUGGAUAUAUUAAGUGCGAAUGCUGUCUCAAGCAAAAUUUUGCUUGGUUUGCUGGCAUCCAAUGUGCAUGAUUUUGUUGAUAGUGCUCUACAAAUAAUACGAAUGAGUCCAGAGCAACGCAAUUCAAUACGUGAUGCUGCACGCUGUUCGGUGAAUCGCUUUACUGAAAAAAAUUUUGAGAAAGGAUGGAAUUCUGCAGUCGAGAAAUUAUUACCUGCUUAUGACUGA
Molecule: messenger RNA, 1347 nt
Organism: Acanthocheilonema viteae
Lineage: Eukaryota; Metazoa; Nematoda; Chromadorea; Rhabditida; Onchocercidae
Source: the annotation of a GenBank genome assembly